AUGAAAGGGACUAUGAAUGAUUCGCUUUUAAUGAGCAAUAUUCAUAGCAAAUUAGCUGUAAAUCAAUCAAAUGUUGAGGGAGAAUGCUUAAUUGAAAAUAUAACUUUAUUGAGAGUUAAAAAAUUAAAACUCAUAUUAGCUGCUUUUCUUUCUCUCAUCACUGCAGGAUUAUUUCUUCUCCUACUAAGAUGGUUUUUUAAGAUUAGAAAAUCUUUUCUUUACAAAGACGUUAAUAACAUCAAGGACUGCACUCAUGUGUUAGUUGAUAACUCAGAUUAAACAAAAUCAAUUCAAAAGCUAGAAAAAAUUUUGCUGCAGAUAGAAUAAGUAGAUAACUCAUAAUAAGAUGAAGUUUACUGCUUUGAAAAUAGAAUGAUAAAAUACAUAUAUUAUAAUGUCUAAGAUUAUCAAUAUUUUUAAGCUCUAGAAUACCCUGUGUGCAAAAUGACAUUUAACGAAUUAAAAGAAAGAAAUUUUUUAGAUGAAAACCAGGCCAUUGUAAACAAGCAGGCAUUUGGUCAGUGUCAAAAAUUGAUUGAUGUUCCCUCCUUACCUUAUUAUUUAUUCAAAGAAAUGACUUCUCCUUUCUACUUUUUACAAUAUAUAAGUAUAGUUCUAUGGGUUUUUGAAAGCUAUAUCUAAUUUUCUAUAAUUAUUUUCAGUGUCUCCUUAUCAAUAACUAUUUUAAAUUAUAUCUUAAUGAGAAUAUCACUAAAAAAAAUAUAAUAAAUGGCUCAUUAUAGCGAAAAUGCUACUCUCCUUAGAAAGGAUGUUGAAUCUUCUUUGAGAGAAAGUAUCAGAAUUGUUUAAGUUGUGAGCAAAGAUAUUGUAGUUGGAGACAUCAUUAUUUUACAGGAUAAAUAAAUUCUUCCAUGUGAUUGUGUUCUUAUUUCAGGAGAAGCCUUAUUAAAUGAGGUCUCUUUAACAGGAGAAUCUCUUCCUAUUCCUAAAUAUUCUCUACCAUCUACAAAUGAAAAAUUUUCUUACAACAAAAAUAAUAAGAAGUAUAUUUUAUAUGAAGGCACAGAAAUAUAUUAGUCCAAGUCAGAUUAAAAUAAGUAGGUUCUAGCAAAAGUUAUCAGAGUCGGAUUCCAUUCAUUUAAAGGUUAGAUUCUAAGGUCAGUGUUAUAUCCUAAGCCAAUAUAGUUUGAUUAUUACAAAAAUUCUAUGAAAUAUAUACUAGGUCUUCUUGUUAUUGUUUUAAUUAUUUAUUUUAGCAUGAUCUAUAGAAUGUAUUAGUUAGAUUUUCCUGUUUAUUUCUACUUAUAUAGAUUCUUUGAUACUGUCACAUGGAUAAUACCACCUUUCUUACCUAUUUUUGUUUCUCUAAGCUAAACACUUGCUUUGAUGAGGCUAAAAUCGUUUGAUAUUUAUGGAAUAGAUCCAUAAAAAACAUUUAUUUCAGGGAAAAUUACACACAUGUGUUUUGAUAAAACAGGGACUCUCACUUAGAAUGGUAUGAAUGUAAUUGGAUAUUACAAUGAAAAUUUAGACUAACUAAUAACUCAUGAGCUAGUAUAACAAUUAAACAAAUAAUAAGACUUGCAACAUAACCUUUUUAGUACAUGUCAUGGAGUUUAUUUGGUAAACGAUAAUUUAGUUGGGGAUAUGUUAGAUGUUGAGAUGGUUAAAUUUUCUGAAUACAAUAUAUAGAAUGUUGAAAAUGAUAUCAAUAUAAAAUUCAAAGGAAGUCAUCCAAAAUUUAAAAAUGAACUGCAAGUUAUAAGGAUGUUUGAAUUUUCAUCUGAUAUUCAAACUAUGUCUUGUGUCGCUUAUGAUUCUGAAAAAAAUUAAUAUCAGCUUUUUCUAAAAGGAUCUCCUGAAAAAGUUUAAGAGCUAUGUGACUAAUCAACUAUCCCUAAUAAUUUCUAAUCUCUUUAGAAUUCUCUUUCAAUAAAAGGAUUUAGGAUAAUUGCUAUGGCUCAUAGGUAGUUGAAUUCCAGAGAUGAAGGAAAAUAGAGCCCAAGAGAAAGCUUAGAAAAGUAACUCAAUUUUCUUGGAUUUUUAAUUUUUGAAAAUAAACUGAAAGAUGACACUUCAGAAGCUAUUUAAAGCUUAAAAGAAGCCUAAAUUGAAUGCAAAAUUAUUUCUGGUGAUAAUCCUCUGACUACUUUGUAAGCAGGAGUUGAAUGUGGAAUACUAAAUGGUAAUAAGAAAAUUUACUAUGUCAAUAUAGAUUACUAAGAAUUGAAGUUUUACUUAAUAGAAAACUAAUAAAUUUUACCUUACUAGCAUGAAAGUUUAACUAAAAUUUAAACUCUAAAACUAUUACUCACAAACGAUGAACAACUUGUAAUUACUGGAAAAGUGCUUGAUUUCUUUUAUAAUUAAAUUAAAUAAAUUAACAACAUAAGCCCUAUCUAACCCCCAGAAUCAGAUUCCUCCCUUGAUGAGUGGGCUUCUGAGAACAAAAGCAUUAAUAAUUCAAAGCAAAGCAGAACCUCAAACAAAGUUGAUUUAUGUUAGUUAUUAAUUCAAAAGACAAUCGUUUUCUCAAGAAUGAGGCCUGAGUAGAAAAGAAUUAUUAUAGAAAUAAUAUAAAGCUCAGGUAAAAAAGUAGGAAUGAUUGGAGAUGGUUCAAACGACUGUGCAGCUAUUAAAUAAGGAGAUAUUGGUAUUUCUUUUGCUGCUGCAGAUGCAGCUUUUUCAGCUCCUUUUUCUUCGAGCAAAGACUCAAUAAGUUGUGUUGUGAGAGUAUUACUAGAAGGUAGAUGUACAAUGACAGUGAACAUAGAAAUAUUUAGGACUAUUGUUACUUAGAAUGUAAUGAAGUAUAUUGGAGUUAUGGUAUUAUUGUAAGAAGCACAGAAUUUUGGAGGUUUUUAAUAUACAUAUUUAAGUUUUAUGUGUGGAAUGCCUUUGUUAGUAUUUUUAGCUUUAAGUAAGCCUUCAAAUAAAUUAUAACCUUACACUCCAGAUGAUAAAUUUUAAGGAUUGUCUAAUUGUCUUUCAAUGUAUUCAUAAUUUAUCAUUUUCGGGUUUGCCUUUAUCAUAGGAUAUUUUAUUCUUACUUCCUAAAACUGGCAUGUAGCAACUUCAGAGUUAGAAGAAAGCAACGGAUUAAAGAUCUAUGUUAUGCAAGGAGAGCUAAACUCAAUAAUUUUUCUCAUGAUAAACGUUUUUUACAUGUCAUCAUGCUUAGCCUAUUAUGUCUCCCACCCUUAUAAAUAACCAAUAUAUAAAAAUAUUUUCUUAUUUCCUUGGAUUAUUCUUUCAAGCAUUUAUGGAAUUUUGGUUAUUAUAAAACCUGAGUACUGUUUGAAUGCCUUAAACAUUGCUAGUAGUAUCUAAGAUCAUACAGUUAUCCUCUUAAUUAUUUUAGCAACAGUGAUUGCUUCUUCAGGAUUAGUUCUGAUCCUUGAAGAGCUAAUUAUUAAAAAAUAUUUUGGCCCUAAAACAAUAAAACAAAUUGUUUGA
Molecule: messenger RNA, 3417 nt
Organism: Tetrahymena thermophila SB210
Lineage: Eukaryota; Ciliophora; Oligohymenophorea; Hymenostomatida; Tetrahymenidae
Product: E1-E2 ATPase family protein
Exons: 7
Cellular component (GO): membrane
Molecular function (GO): P-type transmembrane transporter activity; ATP hydrolysis activity; ATP binding
Source: RefSeq, a predicted model, not a curated record